UUAAAGGGUACGAAACAUCACCCGUUGGUCGCCAUAAAUGAAAUGAGCAAAAAAUACGGUCCGGUCUAUACGUUUUGGUUGGGAAACAAUCCCACAGUUUUCAUCCACGACUUGGAUUUGGCUAAAAAGGCGUUCAAUACGAGUGCGUUCGCCGGCAGACCUCAAAUACCAUUCAUAAAAAUGUUUUGCAAUUCUCGGGGAACUGACGUAUUGUUUGCCGAUUACGGCAAGAGUUGGCGAUGUCUGCGGAAUAUAACCCAUUCGGCGGUCCGUAAGUACGCGACCGAAGACCGGUUCGCGUCCGUCACGUGCGAACUCGUCGACGAUAUCGUCGGCUUAAUGCUGGACAGAGAGGGCGUCGGACAGCCUUUUUCUCCCGUCAACUAUAUUCAACUCACACUCUAUAACAUUAUAUGCUAUUCAGUGUUUGGCAAAAAAUACACAUUCAAUGAUCCGGAGUUUCUACGUCUGGAGAGUAUCACCAAAACAAUGUUUGACUUCGGAAACCGAGGGCUUAUCAUACAAUUCAUACCCAUCUCUGGCCUACUGUUUGUGCCGGAGUUGAGACAAAUGUACAAAAUCUUCCGCCAAUACAAACACUAUAUGAUCGGUCAGUUUAAACGCCACGAGAAGACCUACGAGGAGGGACUGAUCCGCGACUUUACCGACGCGUUGAUCGCCGCCCGCAAUGAGGCCCGCAGUCAGGGAAAGGAGUCGGCGGCCUAUCUCUCCAAUUAUAGUCUGAUCUGUUCCCUAUGGGACCUGUUGUUUGCCGGCGUCGACACCACUCAGAUCACUGUCCAAUGGAUGCUACUAUUGAUGUGUAAGUAUCCGGACGUUCAGCGAAAACUACGACAAGAGGUGGAGGACGUGAUCGGUGUCCGGGAGCCACAGCCCAGAGAUAUCAACGACUGUCACUAUAUUAACGCAUUCAUAUCGGAAACACUUCGUUUCCGACCAGUGCUGCCAUUCGGUGUCCCCCAUAAGACUACCCAAAAAAUUGAACUAGAUGAGCUGACACUACCGGCCAACACACUGGUGGUCGUCCAUCAGCACCACAUCAUGAAUGACCCGAAACUGUGGUCAAAGCCCGAAGUGUUUCUACCGGAAAGGUUUUUGUCGGACAAUCACCAGUACCUGAGAGUACGUCCGCCGGCGUUCAUACCCUUCAGUAUCGGUCAAAGAAGGUGUUUGGGCGAGAAGUUGGCCCUCAAUAACCUCUUUUUGAUUAUUGUCCGAUUCAUUCAAUCCACGAGUGGUUACGAUAUAUCGUUACCCAAAGACGUGUCCGCCGAUGACGUAGACCUGGAGCCCAAUCCGGACACUGCCAUACAGUUUCAAUACCCGAAGCCAUAUAAGAUCGUAUUGAAUAAAGUUUAA
Medioppia subpectinata is the source of this 1380-nucleotide messenger RNA. Lineage: Eukaryota; Metazoa; Arthropoda; Arachnida; Sarcoptiformes; Oppiidae. The record is from the annotation of a GenBank genome assembly.